AUGCCAGACAAGGACGCCGGCACCCCCCGUGUCUUCCUCUAUCGACAUGGGCAGACGAUCUGGUCCAAGAGCGGCCAGUACACUGGUAAAACGGAGCUGGACCUCACGGACGAUGGCAAGAAGCAGGUCCGCGCAUCCGGCAAGAUGAUUGUCGGGUCGGGCAAGCUAAUUGACCCGGCGCACCUGGCCCAUGUCUACAUCAGUCCGCGCAAGCGCGCGAUGCAGACCUUCCAGAUUGCCUUCUCUGAGGCGGAUCAGCAGACGCUGAAGGAUGCGCAGAAGAUCAGUGAGACUGAGAGGCUUGCUGAGUGGGACUACGGCCUGUACGAGGGUCUGUUAACUAAGGAGAUCCGAGCGCUGCGGAAGGAGCAUGGUCUGGAUGGCGAGCGGCCCUGGGACAUCUGGCGCGAUGGCUGCGAGGGCGGAGAAUCUGCACAAGAGGUCACGGACCGUAUUGAUAACCUCAUUGCUGAGAUUCGUGAGAUCCACAAGGACAACAUGCACGGCGAGAAGCACUGUGAUGUUGUCCUGGUGGCACAUGGCCACCUGCUUCGCGCCUUCACCAAGCGCUGGCUUGGGUAUCCUAUGGAGUUCCCCCUUUCCUUGAUGCUUGACCCUGGUGCCGUUGGUGUCUUGAGUUACCAGCAUCAUAACAUUGAUGAGCCUGCUCUGCUGGUCGGGUAUGGAUUCCCAUUAGAGGAGUGA
Penicillium canariense is the source of this 705-nucleotide messenger RNA. Its product is annotated as histidine phosphatase family protein. Lineage: Eukaryota; Fungi; Ascomycota; Eurotiomycetes; Eurotiales; Aspergillaceae. Gene Ontology annotation, biological process: ribose phosphate biosynthetic process. The coding region runs from base 1 to 705 and encodes 234 amino acids. The transcript is spliced from 4 exons. The record is from RefSeq and is a predicted model, not a curated record. Gene Ontology annotation, molecular function: sedoheptulose-bisphosphatase activity.